GUUGGUAUCUUGCUAUGCACCCGGUCUAUCAAUUCAUCUCCAGACACCAACGUCCGUUUGUAGCGCACCAUGGCAAAGGACAAACUAUCCGCAAACCCCGUACAAGCCCAGCGCAAAGCCGACAAAGCCAAGGCUCUUAAAAAAGGCAAAGCACAGCUGCAGACGCAACGUAAUGAGAAGCUUGCGCGGCGAAAUCCAGAACGUCUACAGCGUCAAAUCGAUGAUUUAAGACAAGCUGAGGCUACAGGGAGCCUACGGCCAAAAGAUAGAGAGACACUGUCGCAACUCGAAAAGGAUCUCAGAGCUGUAAAUAAGGCUAGAGAAGUUCUCGGCGACAAGGCACCUCAUUUCCGGCGGCAUGAUAGCGAUGAUAGAGGCGAAAGGGGACGUGGAAGAGGCGGACGAGGCGGUGCUGUGCUGGGAAAGAGGAGGAGAGACGGCAGUAGGGGCAGCGAGAGCAGCGAGACGGACGAAGAUGUCAGAGAUAUACCCAUGCCACGAGAUACGCCCCCUCCCGUCCCUAGACCGAAUCGCAACAGACACGCGACUGGUGCGAACCAGAUCGAAGUUGAGUCAGGUAUUCGGGAGCCACAUGCAUUACCUGCUAAACCCCAGAUCGAGGCGAAGACUACAUACUCUGCUGCCCCAGUUGUGCGAGAUUUGAGAAAGGAAGCUGUUAGCAAAUUCAUACCAUCAUCAGUCAGGAAUAAGCCAAAAGUGAAAACUGCGACUAAAGAUACCGUGGAAGGAGACCCUGAACCGGUUGUGGAGGUAGCAGCAGAAGGAGUUGGGCAUAGAGCGAUGAUAGCGGAACAAAAUGCGAUACCCCAUGGAACAGAAAGGGACCCAAAUGUAGGGGUAGUAGAUUUACAGGCGGAGGAAGAACGGUUUGUGAGAGAAAUGAGACAGGUGGAAAUGGAAGAGGUGCUGGAUGAGGAACUCUGACGAUGCUUUUAUGCAACAUGAUAAGCAAAGGACGGUAUGAUUGAGUAUAACAAAAUUUAUCAAAGGCUCUUAAUCACUAGGCUAUUCAAUAACUUCAGAUAAGUGCUUGGCCCUC
Molecule: messenger RNA, 1060 nt
Organism: Pseudovirgaria hyperparasitica
Lineage: Eukaryota; Fungi; Ascomycota; Dothideomycetes; Acrospermales; Acrospermaceae
Exons: 1
Coding region: 70-945 (291 amino acids)
Biological process (GO): RNA processing
Source: RefSeq, a predicted model, not a curated record